Molecule: messenger RNA, 1387 nt
Organism: Anopheles stephensi (Asian malaria mosquito)
Lineage: Eukaryota; Metazoa; Arthropoda; Insecta; Diptera; Culicidae
Product: acetylcholine receptor subunit beta-type lev-1-like
Exons: 8
Coding region: 91-1359 (422 amino acids)
Biological process (GO): chemical synaptic transmission; signal transduction; monoatomic ion transmembrane transport
Cellular component (GO): neuron projection; membrane; synapse
Molecular function (GO): extracellular ligand-gated monoatomic ion channel activity; transmembrane signaling receptor activity; neurotransmitter receptor activity
Source: RefSeq, a predicted model, not a curated record
GUAAUGCUACUAACAACUAGCCAGCUCGGAGGAUAAGUUCCCCAAAGUGAAAAUACGAGAGUUUGCUCGCAACGACAGCGCAUUGGCAAAAUGGUAGCUGUCCGCUUGAUACUUGGCAUACUGCCGAUCGUUCUUCUUCUGUCGAAACCUGCAAGCUCCAUUAAGUGCGAUAAAGAAACAAGCAACACGGAACUUUUGCUCAAACAACACCUGCUCUGCAACGGGUACGAUGCUAAGAUACGGCCUGCGAAAAGUGAAUUCGACUCGAUCAACAUAACUUCGUAUACGUAUGUGACUGAUUUUGAUGUUAACGAGUACAUGAGAAUUUUGCACGUUGAAAUUGUCUAUUAUAUGUCUUGGAACGAUCAGGCAUUACAAUGGAAUGUUUCGGACUGGUCCAACAUUACAGAACUGCAAUUCAAUAACGAUGAACUUUGGUUUCCACAGUUCGAGCAUAUUACUCACGAAUACGAAGCAGUAUCAUCAUUGUCUUGCGACAAUCCACGUUUCUUGGUACAUAAUCUAGGGCGGAUUAUUUAUGUACCAAUUUGUAAUCUCCGUGUUAAAUGUUCACCAGACUAUACACGUUAUCCCUACAACACAAUGUAUUGCCACACGUGGUUCUCGAACCACGAUAAGGAGCUUGUGGACGAAAUCAAUUUCUUACCCUUGCACACGUUAAUGAUUAUGCACAGAAAACCUGCAUUGGCCAUGUGGUGCUUGAUGGAAUUUAACGCCAGCGAUGCUAUGCUGGACAUGCCGGGCGCUACCAGGCGUACCGUCCAGGAACUACGUUUCAAUUUACAACACACUCCUCAUUCUGCACUGGCUACGAUAUACUUUCCAACAUUCGUUCUCAUAAUGUUGAAUAUGUUCAUCUGCUGGUUGCAGUCGCUUGCAAGUGAAAGGAUAAAGAUAAUUCUGUUGUCUUUGGUGUGCCAUUUCCGGAUUCUUGACAAGAUGACAAUUUACUCGAGUACCGUAGUACCAGACGUGGUGGUAUUUAUAAUCGCAUCAAUGGUAUUGACUAUACUGUUGUUUGCGAUCACACUGAUGCUUCGCUGGCUCAACGAUCUGCAUGCAACUCCACCAAGAACGAUCAUGCGUUGGAUGAAGCACCUUAACAAUAUGCGUGCGGUCGAUUGGUUCCUCCGGACAGAGUAUCUUAGCCUUGGACACAAACCUGUUGCAGCUACCAACUAUGUUGAGCUAAGGGAUUGGCCAACGAUUGUGAAGCUCGCCGAUCGUUGCGUAUUAGUGCUGUAUGGAUUCAUUUAUCUACUCCUCUUCUGGAUGUACAUUCCAUUGCAGCAUGAUAAGUAUAACUUCGAACUAGAUGAACUUCUUUGCUCCAAUUAAAAUAGUAAUAAAAUGAAAGAUUAUAAAA